Molecule: messenger RNA, 1371 nt
Organism: Drosophila ficusphila
Lineage: Eukaryota; Metazoa; Arthropoda; Insecta; Diptera; Drosophilidae
Gene: SelR
Product: methionine-R-sulfoxide reductase B1
Exons: 4
Coding region: 284-841 (185 amino acids)
Biological process (GO): response to oxidative stress; protein repair
Cellular component (GO): cytoplasm
Molecular function (GO): peptide-methionine (R)-S-oxide reductase activity
Source: RefSeq, a predicted model, not a curated record
AUUGUGAGCGAGAUUUUCCUAACGAGCGUGCAAUUGCUGCUUUCUCUCUAAUGCGCUUUCUCCCCGCAAAUCAUACACAAACACGAGUCAAACGAAAAUAGAACGGAAAAAUACGAAUAAAGACGGAAGUGGCAACGCGCAUUGCAUAAAUAUUAGUUCGCGUGGGCGCACUAGACAAAACAUUGACUUUCCGCCGUUUUCCCGUAGCUUUUCUUCUGUUCCUAUUUUCUGAUUAAAUAACCAGGCAGUGCCAAGUGCAGUUGUCGCCUGAAAUUAGCUUAAAAUGUUUUCACUUUCUCGCCACGCACUGCGGCGCACUCGAAUAUUCGCCAUUAACCGCUACUUUUCAGAUUCACGUCAAGACAGCGACAACCCGGCGAAGAGAUAUUCCGGCAAAACAGCAAUGGAUAACAAGAGCGAGAAGGUUACGGUGAACAAGGAGGAGCUGCGCAAGCGCCUGACCCCGAUGCAGUAUCAGGUUACCCAGGAGGCGGGAACCGAACGCCCCUUCACAGGUUGCUACAACAAGCACUACGAGAAGGGCGUGUACCAGUGCAUCGUGUGUCACCAGGAUCUGUUCAGCUCGGACACCAAGUACGACUCGGGAUGCGGAUGGCCGGCCUUCAACGACGUUCUCGACAAGGGCAAGGUCACCCUGCAUCGCGACGCCAGCAUACCAGGCAUGGUGCGCACCGAGGUGCGAUGCUCCCGAUGCUCCGCCCACAUGGGCCACGUCUUCGACGACGGACCGCCGCCCAAACAUCGCCGCUUCUGCAUCAACUCCGCGUCCAUCGACUUUGUGAAAAGUGCGGAUCCCCCAACGGCCUCUUCUAAGAAAUAAUAACCGAUCUGCCUGCGAAACACGAGGAUUAUUACACCAUGAGGAGCCCAAAAUAGGCCUGAAAUACUUCUCAACGAGUCUCUAAAGAGCUUCACGCCUAAACAAAAAGAUAUUUAGCUAUUUUAUAGGAGUUUAUUAUGCAAAAAUGUUUUUCGGAAAUCCUUAAGCUUGUACAAGAACGAUGCUUGGAAAUGUAUUAUGGAACGAGGAGUGAGAGAUUAGUGUCGUAGAUCAGUCCAAGAUCCCAUUUAUCUACCUGUUCUUUUAUUUUCCUCUAAUUAUACUCAGUUUCGGUUUCAAAUCUCUAUACUAUCGGAAUAUGUAAUAAUUAGAAUAUUUAUUUAAGUUUUGUAAAAGGAAUCUUCUAUCAAGUGCUUUGGUUCUGAAGUUUUGUUGGAUCUACUUCUCGAAAUACCUGAUUUUUUACACUCCCAUCGUAAUACUAGGAUUUAUUGUACUUUAAAUAUUAACAUACUUCGUAGGAGUUAACCUGUUUAACAAGGUAUUAUAUGUGCGCAAGUUUACAAGGA